AUGUCACAUUUCGAUGAAUGGCCCUCACGGAGCGGCGUCGACGAGCGCGCGCAGAACGUCAAGGUCGUGGUCGACGACACCUCCCUGGCCACCGUCGUCUCGCGCAUCAAAGCGUGGGAGUUUAUUUUGCUGCGCCCCUUCCUGGCGGUGGCGUCAGUCAUGAUGGUCUGGCUCUUUGUGGGGGCGGUGGUCUUCCUCAACACGCUCCAGGACCCGUGCACGGAGAUUGAGCGCCGCAAUGCCACUCACCUUUGGAACGAGGAGCAGUGCCACAGUGUGACCUAUGCCAUGGCGCUCUACUACUCGGUGCAGUGCGGCUUCUCAGUCGGGUUCGGCCUGCUCGUCGAGGAGGCGAACGGCGCGCGGUGGUACACCAUCUUCCACGGCUUCUGCGGCCUCACCAUCAUGGCGGCCGGCAUGACGCUCUUCCUCUUGCGGCCGGGCGGUCGGCUCGGCAAAUACGUCGCCGGUGAGGACGACGAUGAGGAUGCAGACGGCGACGGCAUCCCCGAUCGCCUGGAAGGGCCGCUGCUCGCGAGGUGGGCGCGCACGUUCUUUCGCCGGCUCAUGCUCGAGAUGCCCUUCGUGCUCCUCGCCCUCACCUUCACAUCGGCCGUCGUCUUUCAGUCCAUAUACCACGGCUGGUCCUUCACCACCUCGUGCUACUUUGCCUUUUUUGCGCUGUCGACGGGCGGGCUGCAGGGCCCGGGGGGUACGAGCGACGCCGAGAUGCUCUUCACUGCCUUCUUCCUGCUCAUCGGCAUCCCGCUCUUCGGGGCCGCCAUGUCGCGAGUGGUCGACUGGCUGCUCGACAAGCAAAAGCACCUGCAGUCGAAGAAGUUCAAGCAGCAGCAGGCGGGCCUCGACGGCGUGACCCGGGACGCGUACGCCAAAGCGGCGGCGUUCGCAGCCAAGGCGGAGGAGGAGGCGGCCGAGGCGGCCGAGGCGCAGAAGGAGCUGGCGAGGGCGGAAGCGGUGGCAGAGGAGGAGGUGGCCGAGGCGGCUGAGGCUGCGGCGCAGGCGAAAGAGGCGUUGCGGCUCGCGCAGGAGCUGGAGCACCGGCGGUCGUGA
Molecule: messenger RNA, 1071 nt
Organism: Emiliania huxleyi CCMP1516
Lineage: Eukaryota; Haptophyta; Isochrysidales; Noelaerhabdaceae
Exons: 2
Coding region: 1-1071 (356 amino acids)
Biological process (GO): potassium ion transmembrane transport; stabilization of membrane potential
Cellular component (GO): membrane
Molecular function (GO): potassium ion leak channel activity
Source: RefSeq, a predicted model, not a curated record